Messenger RNA from Vitis riparia (riverbank grape), 5968 nucleotides. Its product is annotated as G-type lectin S-receptor-like serine/threonine-protein kinase SD2-5. The transcript is spliced from 2 exons. NCBI's taxonomy places the organism in Eukaryota, Viridiplantae, Streptophyta, Magnoliopsida, Vitales, Vitaceae. The record is from RefSeq and is a predicted model, not a curated record. Gene Ontology annotation, molecular function: protein serine/threonine kinase activity; ATP binding. Gene Ontology annotation, biological process: protein phosphorylation. The coding region runs from base 588 to 3074 and encodes 828 amino acids.
AAGGAGCAGCGAGACGCUCAAUCUAGUGGAAACGUGGAAAUCCUGGAAAUCCAUGGAAAUCCUGGGCUUGCCAACCUGUUCUCACUUGUCACUCUAGCUUCCAUUUAAGUCACUUUCCAUGUCUUGGAACCCAGAAAGAGCAAGAGCCAAUAGCUCUGGAGACCCAAUUGUUUCUGCAUCAGAGUCAAAGAAACGAGGUCAGUUAUGUGGUUGUAAUCUGUCAUCUUCUUUUGAGCUCCAUCAAUACCUUUACACAACCCUUUUGUGUUCUUGAUCUGAAAAUGGUUUUCUCCACUGUUGAGCCCAUCAAACACUUCCACUAUAGUUUCUUGCAGUGUUCUUUUCUUACUUUGUAAUCACUUCAAGAACAUUGGACCUACUUUGAACUUGUUAUUGAGGUAUCUAGACAAUUAUGUGCUAUUUUUCUUCGGAUUUCCCAGUGUGAGUUGUCUUUCCGGGUAGCUGGGUAUCCAUUUUUCCCCCUUCUCUAUCAAAAUUCUUGUAGAAAUUUGGCCAAAUUCAAAGGAUUAGUUCAACCAGAUUGCAGAAAUUUUUAAUGGGUAGUUUCUGUCAGCAGAAAUCAGUACAUGGGGGCAGCUAGGGAAACCAUGGGUCGGUUCCCUUUUUUUAGAACCUUUUGUUUGUGCCUUAUCCUUGUGUUCAAAAUCUGUAUGGCCAGCACUCCAAAUACUGGCCAGAUUUAUCCUGGGUUUCAAGGGUCUCAAAUGGAGUGGAAGGAUAAUAAAGGGAUGUUUCUGCUUUCCAACAGUUCAACAUUUGCUUUGGGCUUCUUGAAUACCCUUGAAGGGUUGUUUGUACUUGUUGUCAUUCAUGUGGCUAGUUCCAAAGGAGUUUGGACUGCUAAUAGGAGCUUCUUGAUUCAAAAUUCCGAUAAAUUUGUGUUUGAGAAAAAUGGGAAUGCUUACUUGAAAGGUGGCGAUAAAAUAAUUUGGUCCACAGAUACAGCAGGGCAAGGUGUUACAGCCAUGGAAUUGCAGGAUACAGGAAACUUGGUAGUACUUGGUGAGAAUGGGAGAAUUCUCUGGCAGAGUUUCAGUCAUCCCACCGAUACGCUUUUAUCCGGCCAGGAAUUUGUGGAAGGAAUGAAACUUAAAGGUUUUCCUAACCGUGAUAACUUGUUUAAUUAUCUUGAAAUGAAAUCUGGGGAUUUGAUUUUGUAUGCAGGGUUUCAAACUCCACAAACCUAUUGGUCCAUGUCGAAUGAGAGCCGGAAAACCAUUUACAAGGGCCAUGGCAAGGUCCACUCUGCUUCCAUGAUGUCCAAUUCAUGGAAUUUUUAUGAUCAAAGCCAAGCCUUGGUUUGGCAGUUUAACUUCUCAGAGAAUUUGGAUCCGAAUGUCACAUGGGCUGGUGUUUUAAACUCUGAAGGGUUGAUUUCUUUCUAUGAUCUCCAAAAGGGAAAUUUAGCUCCUGCUGAGUCAACUAAGAUUCCUCAAAAUUCAUGCAGUGUUCCCGAGCCUUGUGAGCCAUAUUAUGUUUGUAGUGUUGACAACAGAUGCCAGUGUCCUUCAGCUCUCAACUCUAGCAUUAACUGCAAGCCGCAGAUCACAUCAGUCUGUAAUGUCUCAAAAAAUUCAGUAGAGCUUUUACAUGUAGGUGACAGCCUUAACUAUUUUGCGCUUGGGUUUGUGGCACCCUCUUUGAAAUCAGAUCUAAAUGGUUGCAGGGAAGCUUGCUUUGGUAAUUGUUCAUGUCUUGUGCUCUUCUUUGAGAACAGUUCAGGCAAUUGCUUUCUGUUUGACCAGAUAGGAAGCUUUCAACGCUCUAAUUGGUAUUCUUCUGGCUUCAUUUCAUACGUUAAGGUCUCUAAUAAUGGAGAUCUAGAUGGUGGGCUAAAUCGUUCAAGAGAGGAAAGAAAAGGUGGGAAGAUCAUCCUAGUUAUCGUGCUCAUUGCUGUUGCAACAGUACUGGUUAUUUUUGGCGUAGUUUAUCUAGGGUUCAGGUACCGCCGCAAAAAGGAGAUACAAGAAUGUUCCCCUGAUAACUUGGAAGAAGAUGAUUUCUUGGAUAGUAUUUCUGGGAUGCCUAUUCGCUUCCGUUAUAAGGAACUUCAGAAUGCCACCAGCAACUUCUCUGAGAAGCUUGGCCAAGGUGGGUUUGGAUCUGUCUACAAAGGGGUGCUCCCAGAUGGAACACAAUUGGCAGUUAAAAAAUUGGAGGGCAUCGGGCAAGGGAAGAAGGAAUUCAGAGCUGAAGUUUGCACCAUAGGGAAUAUCCACCAUGUUCAUCUGGUCAAGCUCAAAGGAUUCUGCACUGAGGGGGCUCACCGGCUUCUAGUUUAUGAGUUCUUGGGAAAAGGCUCUUUAGAUAAAUUGAUCUUCAAGAACAAUAGAAAGGAUCUCCUGUUAGACUGGGAAACAAGAUUUAGUAUUGCAUUGGGUACGGCAAAGGGAUUAGCAUAUCUCCAUGAGGAGUGUGAUCCAAAGAUCAUCCACUGUGAUAUAAAACCAGAAAAUGUUCUUCUUGAUGAUAAUUACCUUGCCAAAGUCUCAGAUUUUGGCUUAGCUAAGCUAAUGAACCGGGACCAGAGCCAUGUGUUCACAACAGUGAGGGGUACUAGAGGGUACCUUGCACCUGAGUGGAUCGCAAACCAUGCCAUAUCAGAGAAGAGCGAUGUCUUCAGCUUUGGUAUGGUCUUGCUUGAGAUCAUUGGGGGAAGGAAAAAUUAUGAUCCGAAAGAGACUGCACAGAAAGCCCAUUUUCCGUCUUACGCCUUUGAGAAGAUGAAGGAAGGAAAUUUGAGAGAGAUCCUCGAUCCAGAGCUAAAAAUUGAUGGAAACUAUGAAAAAGUCAGCAAUGCAAUUAAAGUUGCAUUAUUGUGUAUACAGGAAGAGAUGGACAGAAGGCCACCGAUGACUAAGGUAGUCCAAAUGCUUGAAGGUGUUUGUGAUGUACCUCAGCCACCAACCACCUCUCAAAGGAUUUUUCAUAUUUACUCAACUUUGCUCAAAUCAAGCAGUGAAGAGGGUACUUCAUCAGAACAAAAUUUGUUGGAACCAAUUGAUUGGAACAGUCUAGCACCCUCAAAUGUUGAUCUAUCAGGGCCUAGAUGAUAGAAGGUAUAGUUGAUGAUGUUUGGAGCUUCCUAAGAUGAAAGUCUUCAUAUUUGACUCCUUGUACAUUUUUAAGCCAUAAAAUCAAGACUUUGGUGAUGCCUUUGUGUACUUUCCUAAUUAUGUUUAAAAUCUCAAGUUUUGCACUAGUGGGCCUUAGAAAGUUUUUUAGCUUUUUGUGAACUUUUUUUGGUGAAGUACCAAGUCUAUUUGCUUUUGUUUUCAGGUUUGAAAAUAGUGUAAUGCUGGAAAAGAAAACCUUUAACUUUUGAGUUUUUUUUAGUACUACUGAAUACUUUAAGGAGUAUUUUACAUCAUUUGCAACAAAAUAGAACUAAUUGUUGGCAGAUCGGAGGGUUGGCCGCAUCCAUCAACUCCCCUUGUGUUUGCCGUGAGCGUUUGGGUGAAUGCACUAUAAGGUUAGGGUAUACGUCUUUCCUAACAACAAUUGUUUUUAGGAGAGUUGAUAGCACCUGAGGUCCUACAAGUGGUAUCAGAGCCGAAGUCACGGGUUCGAACCCCAGGGGUAUUGCUGAGGGGGAGAUUGUUGCUAGAUCGGAGGGUUGGCCGCAUCCAUUAACUCCCCUUGUGUUCGCCGCAUACCUUUCCUAACAGCAAUUGCUUUUAGGAGAGGUGGUAGCGCCCUAUUAUAUAUAUUUGAAGUUGGAAUAGUUUGACCAUUUAAGAUUGGAUUGUAUGCUGUUAUUUUUUUUAGAAUUUUUGCCUAUUUUCCUCCUGCCUAAUGGAAUGGAAAAAGGGCCCAGGAAACUGGAAAGUAAGAAAGUUCAGCUUGGAAGCUCCUCUAUUCUUAUUACAGGUGCUUAUGUGACCAGUUUGAUCUGGUUUCCACAGAGAGAUGUUUGAUAUGUUCUCAGGUUUUGAGCUUGAAAAGUUGUGGACACCAUACCAGAAAGCUUGCUAGUUCAGAUGAUCCAGAACCAACCUAUAACUGAACCUGUGGCUAACCCAAUUGCCAAGAACAGAGCCAUCACAAAGCCAGCAGUUUCUGCUUCCUCAUCCGGUACUGAUUUAGGAGCAAGGAUCAUGAGGACGCUAGUCAGAUAACCAUUUGUCAACCCGAGCAUGCCAGUCAAAAGUAUCACUGGGAACUCACUUCUCAACCACUUGGGUCCAUGGAGGCAAGCUGCAAAGAGUGGAUAGAAUAAAAGCCUGGCUAUGCAGCCCCAUGUGACCUUGCCAAUACUCCUCAAAACAUAUAUGGCAGCCAUAGACUUCCCCAACAAAUCUGAAACAUUGUAAGUUGUUAUCAGCAAGAUUGGGUACCAAUCUUGAAGAAGCUUUGAUUCCACAUUUUCAGCUAAGUAUCCUGGGAAGAUUGACAGAGUUACAGCGUAAAUCACAAGAAUCCCUAGUGCUGCCCAUCGAAUUCUAAUAAACACAUUCCAGAACCUGGGAUGUCCAUUGGAUUCAGUUGCGUCAUAGGCCCUGCUCAUCGAAAUCCUUAUACCACCCAAGAAGUUGGAGGCUUGGGUUUUUCUGGCCAUGGUUCUCCUUUGCUGGUAAUUUUGAAUGACUGGCAACUUGUCCAAGAUGUUGCAGCAGAUAAUACAUACGAACACAAUAAAGGUGCUGAUGAUAAAAUAGAAGUGUGCGCUCGUCUGGAGACCUUUUGGGGUCUGAGGAAGGGACGCCUUUGUUAUGAUUCUCAAGAUGCAAACUAGAACCCCUGCAUACAGAGUCCAAACAAUACCUCAAUCAGUUGGAAAGAAGCAUAUGAAAAGAUGGUGCAUGCUGGAGCUUGUGGGCUCAUAUAAUGCGCUGAGCAUCUCAGGUCAUCAUAAAAAAUGGCAAGUUUAUUUUUUAUGAUCAAAUCAGAGAAACGGACUGAUGGAGUUAUACUAUUUGCUUAGUUCAAUAUUGUGCCUCAUAGUUCUGUUUGGUGAAUGGCUUUUACUUCUCAAUUAUGCAUUGUGGAAAGAUGUAAACUCUUCUCUGUGAACAAUAAAUGAUAUAGUACCUGAAGACGCCGUUCCUGCAAAAACAGCCUGCAUGUACCGUCCUGGUAGCUCCCCUGCUGCUCCUAUCAAGCUUCCUCCUAUCAAUCCAUCUGCCAAACCACAAAUUGUCACUGCUAAAAUGAUAAUACCAUAAGCUCCAUUGAGGUUUGCUCCUGGCUCGUUUUUAUGACCAAUCCAAUCCAUAAUUGGUGCAGUCAUCAAUGCAAGUAUGAACAAGGAAAAUCCCAAGUUCAUCCUCGUUCUGAAACGGGGCAGCUUGUUCCAGCUACUGCAACACAUCAAAAGAACCAGAACUAGAAGGGAUGAACCCAUGUACGCCACUGGGAACGCCUUAUCAACAUGCUUGUUGGGAUAAAGGUACCCAAAGUAAUCAACAGCAGUGAUUAAAGCGUUCCAUGGAAGCAAAUUCCCAGCCCCGAGCAAGAAAUGGAUUAGAUAUGCAGCAUUGUAGGUGUCUCUUAGCUCAUUUGGACCACCUGAGCCCUUUGAGCCUUCCAUCUCAACCUAAGAUGGGCUUCCCUGACAGAGCCGCUGUUAACUUAUAGGCCAAGUCAGAGUUCCGUCUUGUCAGCAAAAGGUGGGAAUUAGCAUUGGGAAAAUGCUUAUUUCCUGAAUUGAGUGAUGUGAGGGAGUUUGGAAUCAAUGGGGCUCCUGUAAAUGGAGAAAUGGUGGCAUGUGGGGACACCAGUGGGUGGAUGGAGAUGGUUUUAGGAGAGUUCCUUUUCCUUCUAGUACUAUUACACAUGGUAAGCACAUUGGCAAACUCAGGAUUUCCCAGGAACUUGCUAGGAUCUCAACUUUCCCACAGGUAAUAUGGAUCAUUAAUUUUGGUUGUUGGCUCCACUGAAAGUCAUGUAAGACAAUAUUGGAUUGUAUCAACUGAUUGGUAGUUUAAUGGAUGGUAUUGUUUUCCAA